Python bivittatus (Burmese python) is the source of this 3915-nucleotide messenger RNA. NCBI's taxonomy places the organism in Eukaryota, Metazoa, Chordata, Lepidosauria, Squamata, Pythonidae. The record is from RefSeq and is a predicted model, not a curated record.
UGGUCCCUAUUGUGGUCAUUAAGCAAGGACUACCUGUAGGUGUUUUAAAGAGCUGCAGACAGAUACUACAUUCAAUCUUCCAUGUACACAUGCGCACACUCACUUCUUGCAUGAUCACAUAACCAAGUGUGGGUGGUUGCACCGAGGCUGCUCAGUUGAGCAAACUCUCCUCCUUCAAAGAUCAUCAGAAGCUGCAGCAACCCGAAUGGCGUCGAAGAUUGCCCAAGCGCUGGUCGGUGGGGGAAAUUACAGUGGAGAGCAGGAUGACGGAAGGAUGCAUAUUCCCAUGAUCUUUGGAGGGAGAAAUUCCAGCCUGCUGAAAUUGCUGGUUCCCACCUGAGAAUCGGAGCCAAAGACUGGCCACGGCUGGACCUCUCCCGGAGCUCCGGAUUGCUGCAAUUGGCUGCGCUAAGCAGGCCCAACAGGAGCCCUCUUGGACUGGAGGGGAGUUAAUCAACACAAACAGCCCUUCGUUGCCAGAGACCGUCUCCCGAAGGAAGAUGUUGGCAGGAUAAUAACAGCCUUCUGUCGUGACACAUCAGUUCAGCGGCGCGGCAAAGGCGUCCCUCAACUCUCCGUCGACACCGGGACGUGCCGAGCAGGCAUCGCUUCUCGCCCGUCGUGGCCCAGACGCCACUCGUCCGGCGACAUGUCCCUGCGGCCACGUUGGAGCCGUUUCACCCAUCCCGGUCCUACGGACUUCGCAGGUAACGGGACUCUGUCUGCAGCAGAGGACAGCUCCCAGGUGGCCUUGGCACAUUUUUAAAAAAUAACCAAGUGGAGCUUUAAUUGCACCAUCGUCCUCUUGACGUUUCGGCCAGACCGUGCCUCUGCAAAGACUCAGCGGUGCCUUCCCCAGGAACCCAGCUUGACUCAAGGGAGAUCUAAUCCAGGUGCAAGACGACCCAACUCCUGUCCUGUCCAUUGAUGGUGGGGAGCCGAUGCGGAACGCGCUUGGGGCGGGGUGUUAUUUUUCUUUUAAAGGAUGGUGCAGCUUCGCCCCGCAGUGCAGCAGCAGUUAGUUGGCACCCCUUCCUUCUUCCAGCGGAGUAGCUGGGGUCGUGCGACACCCUAGACCAGAGUAGCUUCAAUGUCAAGUGUGGUGGGAGGCCAACCUUCGUCUUAGGCAGGCAGUCACAUUAAACAAUAUCAUGAUUCAUCAGUGGGGACCCUCCAGACUAUUCUGUUUGGUUAACCCGGGUUUAGAGUGAAGCUCUAAAAGCUCUUUCUCUCUCUGAAAAACCGCAAGAACAGGAGAACAUCCAGACAUCUCUGACGUGCCCCUUGCUCUGUUCUUAACUCGGAGAUGGCAUCUUCCUUGCUUCUGUUGAAUUCAGGAUCUAUUCCAGCUGUUUCCAGGGGUCGUGGGGGGACCCAGGGAAGUGCUGCUUUCCAACCAGGAGGCAAUCUAGUCUCUUAGAUCGGCAAGACCCACCACCAUGUUUGUGACCUUGCCAACUGUCCUGAGGGAAUGUCUUUCUCUAGCCACGUGCCAAUGCGGGCACACGCGGGGUUUGUCAAAAACCUCACCCUAGAAGUAAACAGAUAUAUUUCUACAAGUUGCAGACCUCAUGGGGAUCGUCAUCAUGCUGGGAAAAAGGGCCUUUUAAAAACCCUGCAUCUGGGACUAACUAAGAAGAGCCAAGGAAAAGAUUGGGGUUAAAAACUCUGUCGAAGAGAGGAGAAUUGGUGCAAAAGCUCAGAAAAUUGGAGAACUUCUGUGGGUGCGGGGGGAGGGUGUUGUUUUUUAAGAAAUGGAAACCUUUUGGGGCAAUAUGUUGCGCGAUAACGCAGACAUGAAAAUAAAUUGGAUUUAUAUUGAUCUGUGCUUUGUUCCUAUUUUCAGGGACAGGUGUAUCCUUUAGCUGGGGCUAUAGAAAGGUGUCUGUUUCCCACGAGGGUUGCCAGUUUCUCCAAAGCCCAGGCUGGCGUGAUCCAGGCUUACUUAUCUUUAUUUGAGCUUUAUCUGGAAGUUCCCUCUGUUUAAACUCAGCAACAACCUUGUGGGGAAGGUUGGUCUGAGACCAAGCGACCGGCCCAAAGUCGCCCAGGGAGUUUGGAGUAAAAAUUAGGAAUGUCAACCAGGGUGUCCCCAUGCCCAGCCAAGCAAAAAAAAAAAGAAACCCCUCAUUUUGCCCCUAAGCAAUUCACUGACUUCUCUUGUCCUUUGAAAGACAUUCAAAAGGCAGAUCUUAUUCUCUGUUGGAUGAAGGAGAAUUUUCCCUUGAAACGUCUUUCAGAGGAGGAGACAAAGCCCGAUGCUAACUUUUGGGUUCAUGUUGCAUUCACCAGGACUGCAUGAUAUGCUACUAUGCCCAAACUAAAGCUGCUUUUGCUCAUUUUAUGAAUUCUCAUACUAUAGUCCAGCGGUUCUCAACCUUGGCCCCUUUAAGAUUUGUGGACUUCAACUCCCAGAAUCCCCCAGCCAGCAAGAGGACUCACAGGUUCUGUAAAUUAUAACAGGAAUUGGAAAAGAGGAUGCCAAGUCAUCCUACGGGGAAUAACAAGCUGAUUUUUACAAGGACUAGACAUUUCAGUCUUUCAGCCGUGGCUUUCAUGAACAAAGCAUCCUGCUGGGGACAUGUUGUAUCUGAAGAUGUUACUUAGAUCAUUCCUUGGUUCCUGGCCAGAACUUGCAUGCCCAAGGAGCUGCAAAGAGGUCUGGCUCUCCACCAGAUUAUCACCAUUACCGUCUCCCUCAUCAUGGUAAUCGCCGCGCUGAUCACGACGCUCGUCUUAAAAAACUGCUGCGCGCAGAGGGGGAACGCCCGUCGGAACGGCCACCAGCGGAAGAUCAAGCAGCAGGAGGAGAGUUGUCAAAACCUGACAGACUUUACCCCAGCCAGAGUGCCCAGCAAUCUGGACAUAUUCACGGCCUACAACGAAACCCUCCAGUGCUCCCACGAGUGCGUGAGGACGCCCGUCCCAAUGUAUGCCGAGGAGACAAUACUUCCACCAGGAGACUAUAAGACGUCCUUCAACGGAAAUAGAGUGUCGUCCUCUGACCGUCAUCUAAUACCUGUGGCCUUUGUAUCUGAAAAAUGGUUUGAAAUCUCCUGUUGACCAGCCAAACUCCGUUUAACUUCCUGGGGGCAGGCGGACGCCCGGUGGCUAUUCCACGGUAAGUCCCUUCGGCGGCGGUUCUGCUCUUCUUUUUUUUAAAAAAUAAAAACUCCCCCAUCCUCAUUCUCACGUUCCCGUCCCGCCCUUGCUGUGCUUGCUGCUCCCCUCUCCCUUUGCUUUUAAUUAAAAUACCCUUCGCGUUUACCGAGGUGGAGGCAAACCUGGCCGUCACCCCCAAUGUUUGCCUCUGCGUUAAUUGAUUGAGUUUUCCUUUCCUUUUUUUCUGAAAACAAAGCGCUCCAUUUUAGAUUAUCCCAACGACACAAGAUGCUUAUCACAUUCACAGUAGGGUUGAAAUUGGCUGCCCACCGAGAUGGCUCCGCGAGAGCUAAGGUUAAGCAUGUUUCAGAGGAACAUAAACAAUUGCAGCGGGUUAAUUUCCUUCCCUUCCCUUCUUUUAACCUGCUGCUAUUUAAAUUGCUUUAUAAUAAUUGAUUCCACAUCAGAGUUGCUCACACAUUUUGUUGUAACAAUAUAUUCAUAGAGAGGAAGAAGGGCUGGGUAAUAAACACACACACACAAAUAGUCCAUGGUGGUGAUUUCAAAGAUGUGGCAGGUGAUAAAAUGACAUUUAAAAGGCAUGUAGGGUGUCUUCCAAAAUGGUGCCUCCUUUUUGGAAGGCACCCAUAUCCUAAUCCGGGUCCCAUGGGUGCUGAAACAGUAAUAUCCGCUACCAAAGCCGUUUGAAAGAAAGGAAAACGACAGUUUGCAAGGCUGUUACUAUUAGGCGAAAUAAAGAAUCUGUUUCAAGUCCUAGGCAGGGUGAACAAUAACCCUGUACAUCGGUGUUGU